CAUUGUAUUAAAAGAAGAUAUGGGGGAGAGGGGGGCCAUAAGGAACUCAAAUUUUGUGGUCAGAGGUCCGACAGAGAUCACGACCUGACGAAUUGCUGCACUACACUGAGGAUAUCUUGACGAGCUCUGUCAAGAUGAAGGUGCCUACAUUCCAACUCCAAGUGCCCGGAGCCGAGGGGAGAGAAAAGUCUUUGGAGAAUGACGAUCUCUUGCCGAUUCCUCAAGAGAAACGAACCUGGGACUUUCUGACAUUCAAUUUGUUCUGGUUCUCUGCCGUGGGGACUGUGGCGAAUUGGCUCGGAGGUGGCAGUUUCUUGACAUAUGGAAUCACAGUCUGGGAUGGUAUCCUGUGUAAUUUUUUCGGUUACCUCUUGAUUUCCCUAUUCAUGGUCCUCAACGGUCGUUUCGGUGCCGUCUAUCAUUGUGGAUUCCCAGUCUAUUGUCGAGGAUCCUUUGGCGUCUACGGCGCCGCUUGGCCAGUGUUCAACAGGGCAUUGUCCGCUUGCGUCUGGAACGGAGUCAAUACCGUCACAGGUGGACAAUGUGUGUAUAUCCUACUUCACUCGAUCUUCCCCUCGAUCGCCAGGAUCCCAAAUCACAUGCCGGAAGCCUCGGCUUUGGACACAGCUCAGAUGAUUGGGUUCUUCCUGUUCUGGUUCGCAACAUGUUUCGCUCUGUUCCUUGCGAUUCCCAAAUGGCCACUUUUGAUCAAGAUCAAACUCGUGGCCUACGUCCUCAGUACUAUCGGGAUGCUAUCCAUAGCAUUACACGCCUCGGGAGGUGUGGGCGAUACCUUGACCGCCAAGGCCAAAGUCCACGGGUCGGAAAAGGCAUGGUUGAUCGUUCGUUUCACUCUACUCUCCGCAGCUGGAUGUUCCACCUUUGCGAGUAAUGCUUCGGAUUGGCAGAGGAAUGCUUCAAAACCGAAGGAUCCCAUUUGGGGUCAAAUUCUAGGCUUCCCAUUGAGCAAUUUCAUCGUCACGCUCUGCGGGAUGAUCACUGCUGCAUCAAGUCAGCGAAUUAGCAAAGAUGGCGAGGUCAUCUGGAACCCUCUCGACUACCUCGACAUGAUUCUCUCUGACAACUAUACCGCUGCGAACCGAGCCGGAGCUUUCUUUAUCUCUCUCGGAUUCAUCUACUCGUCUCUCUUCUCAUGUCUGUUCGAAAACGUCUAUCCCUGCGGUCAGGAUGUUGCUGCGUUGUGCCCGAAGUACAUCUCCAUCAAGCGAGCAUUUGCAAUCUGUCAGGUCGUCACUGUGGUAAUCAACCCGUGGUUCUUGCUCGGUAGCGCGGGCAUCUUCAUCAGCUUCUUAGCUUCGUACCAGAUCUUCCUAUUCUCCAUCGUCGGUGUCCUCCUGGUGGAUUACUACAUUAUCAGCAAAGGCCGAAUGGACCUCGGGUAUCUCUUCACUGCAGACCGCAAUGGACCCUAUUGGUACUCGUAUGGAUGUAAUUGGCGAGCGUUCGCAGCUUACAUUGUUGGCGCUGGAGUCAAUUUCUGCGGAUUCCUCGACAACAUGGGUGUCAAAGGGUUCAGUCUCGGAGUUGUCAGAUCGUUUUACUUUGCCUUUAUCACCACGGGCUGUGCGGCUGGAUUGACCUAUUACCUCUUGGCGAGGUUCUUCCCACAGGAGAAUUACAAGACUUACAGGGAGCUCAAAUUCAGAGAAUGGAGUCAGGACGAAGUGGAAAUGUAUGCCGCGGGAAAGAGGGAAAUUGUACCGGAGAGAGCAUCACAGACACCUUCCGUCGAGGAGAAAUCUGAUCUCGACGUUACUGCCGUCAGUGUCUUGCCAGCGUAAGGGGUAUACAGUAGGAAUAGAGGGAUAUUAGAUUGUCGUUGUCCUGAAUGAACCAUCGCUUCUGCAC
Molecule: messenger RNA, 1869 nt
Organism: Kockovaella imperatae
Lineage: Eukaryota; Fungi; Basidiomycota; Tremellomycetes; Tremellales; Cuniculitremaceae
Product: permease for cytosine/purines, uracil, thiamine, allantoin-domain-containing protein
Exons: 10
Coding region: 135-1802 (555 amino acids)
Biological process (GO): transmembrane transport; nucleobase transport
Cellular component (GO): plasma membrane
Molecular function (GO): nucleobase transmembrane transporter activity
Source: RefSeq, a predicted model, not a curated record